AUGAUCAUCACAAUUCUUACCACUUUAGCCUUUACAUUGCUUAUCAAGUAUCUCUUUUCAAUAUCAAGCAAGCCAAAGAUUCCACAAGUUCCCGGUGCAUUGCCUUUGAUCGGACACCUCCACCUCUUUAGGCCUUCACUAAAAAAGGCAUUCCACAUAACAUUAGGAGAAAUGGCAAACAAAUACGGUCCAAUUUUCACCAUCAAAUUGGGGGUUGGACGUUUUGUCAUUGUGAAUAAUUCGGAGAUUGCCAAAGAGUGCUUCACUACAAAUGACAAAAUCCUCGACGGCCGCUCUAAAUCUCUAGCCUCCAAGAUCAUGGGGUACAACCAUGCUCUUAUUUUACUUGCGCCUUGUAGCCAUCAUUGGCGUAACGCGCGCAAGAUCAUGACGCUCGAGCUUCUCUCGAAUCAAAAGCUCGAGAUAUUCAAACCUGUGGGAGAAUCCAUAUUGAAUGCGUUCGUGAAGGAGAUAUAUAAUAGAAAUAGGGUAUAUGAUGAUAAGAAUGUGGUGGUGGAGAUGAAGAGAUGGUUUGAAGACAUUAACAUGAGUGUGAUUUUCAGGAUGUUAGCGGGGAAGUCGUACUGUUCGGGGGAUUUAUUGGAGGAGGAGAAGGAGAAGAACAAGCGUUUUGUCGAGGCGCUCCAUCGUUUUGUCGAGUUGGCUACUAAUUCUUUGGUGGUGGAUUUAUUACCGUAUUUGGGGUGGUGGUAUUCUAGAGAAAUUUCAAGGGAUUUGAAAAGGAUGGCCGAGGAUCUAGAUCAAGUUCUUCAAGGAUGGGUUGAAGAACAUAAGCAUAAGAGGUUGUUAGGGGAGGGAAAAGGAAAGAAAGACUUCAUUUAUGCAAUACUAUCUAUUCUUGAUGAAGAUAAAGAGCUUCUCAAUGAUUAUGAUCUUGAUACCUUCAUCAAGUCUACAUGCCUGGCACUUAUAGUUGGAGCAGGAGAUGCUACAACUCUGACAUUGACAUGGGCUUUAUCUCUUUUGCUCAACAAUCCACAUGUUUUACAGAAAGCGCAACAAGAAUUAGAUACUCAUGUUGGCAAGGAAAGGCUAGUCCAAGACUCAGAUCUACAAAACCUGGUGUACCUCCAAGCCAUUCUUAAAGAAACGCUGCGUUUAUAUCCUCCUGGUCCAGUCUCUGCACCACAUCAAGCAACGCAAGAUUGUACUAUAAAUGGUUACCAUAUCUCCGCUGGGAUAGACAUAUUAGUCAAUUUUUCAAAGCUACAUCGAGAUCCGAUUACAUGGCCCGACCCAGAUGCGUUUCAACCUGAAAGGUUUCUGACAAGUAGUCAUAAGGAUUUUGAUUUCAGAGGACACAAUUAUGAACUGAUACCGUUUGGUGCCGGAAGAAGAAUAUGCCCUGCAAUGGCUUAUGGUCUUCAAGUUACGCAACUCACACUUGCAAAAUUGUUGCACUGUUUUGAAAUUGUAAGUGCCACAGGUGGACCAAUUGACAUGACUGAUUCUGUGCUAAUGAUCAACCUUAAAAAGACCAAACUUGAUGUACUUCUUUCUCCGCGGCUUCCUGCCCAUGUAGCUGUGGCCAUUCUAUCCUGGGAGACUGUCGUCUAUAUUCCUCGAAGCAAACCAGUGGGGAGGCGAUUCAGUCUUAAGGAGACAAAGACUACUCUGAGCUUGGCUUUUUACAUUCAAUCUCUUUUUCUGUUCCUCAUUGUUAUCACUAUGACUAACGUGGGAGAAAACAUGGCUGCCAACGUGGUUGGAGGAAACAUUCUUGUUGUGCCAACACUGAACUCCGCUGGAGUGAAUGGUGGGAAUGCUGCUGGUGGCAUUCAGCAAGUCACCGUUGCUGUUCCAACAACGUUCCAUGUCAACCCGCAUGAGGAUGCACUUAAGUUGGAUGACGCAGAUGUCAACACUCAGAAUGUUGCUGCUGUAGCUGCAGUGGAUGCAUGGAAGCAUUCAAAUUAUCUGUGCAAGAACACCAUUCUCAAUGGUUUGACCAACAGUCUGUUCGGUGUGUACAGUACUUUUCCCACUUCUAAAGCACUCUAG
Messenger RNA from Tripterygium wilfordii, 2022 nucleotides. RefSeq names its product xanthotoxin 5-hydroxylase CYP82C4-like. Bases 1 to 2022 code for a protein of 673 amino acids. The record is from RefSeq and is a predicted model, not a curated record. Gene Ontology annotation, biological process: defense response to other organism. Lineage: Eukaryota; Viridiplantae; Streptophyta; Magnoliopsida; Celastrales; Celastraceae. Gene Ontology annotation, molecular function: heme binding; iron ion binding; oxidoreductase activity, acting on paired donors, with incorporation or reduction of molecular oxygen. The transcript has 5 exons.